This is a messenger RNA of Trichoderma virens Gv29-8, 570 nucleotides long. RefSeq lists its product as uncharacterized. Lineage: Eukaryota; Fungi; Ascomycota; Sordariomycetes; Hypocreales; Hypocreaceae. The record is from RefSeq and is a predicted model, not a curated record. The transcript has 3 exons. Bases 1 to 570 code for a protein of 189 amino acids.
AUGGAGGGGGUGCACACAGCAACAGCGCACCAGAACAGAACAGAGCACAGCACAGCACAGCACAGCACGGCAGCAGCAGCGGAGGGGAAGGCACGAUACGAUGGUUACUGCAGCUCGUGUAUCAGAAACAUUGGCUACGGCUGCAGCUGCCUUAGUCCAGAUUACCCCGUCGGUACCUGCUCCAUGCAAGCAAAACAAAGUACUAAAGUAUUCGUUGUACCACAAACCCAGCAGCCAGGGACUCAUCCAAGUACUGGUUGGGCGCUCGAGGUACCUGCCCGCGGCCGUGCGGCGCACAAGUACAAGUCGAAGCCACAGAUACAAGCAGCAAACAAGUUCAACAACGGCUCUGCCUUAGGUACAUUAGCUACACGCAUGAAAUGGAACUCCGGAGCUUUCAAGUACCGUCAACUGUCGCACUGGCUCAGCCGCCCGGAUAAAAUCACUCAGGUUCCAUCUGGUAACCAAGCAUCGGAACUACUGUGCGCACUCCUCCCCAAGCCGGCAAAGGGUGCGUGCGCGACAAUCAUCCUAGCACCUGGUAGAGGUUCCAUUGACCUGCUGCUAUAG